GGACGUCACUUCCGGGGGGGGGCCAGGCCGGCUGGGCAAGGAGUGCGGGUCGGUUUCGUGCGCGCUGCCGGACCAGGCUCCCGCCGCCGAUUGACCCGCGCUCCGCCCUGUAGCCGGGCCGGGAUCCUGGUAGCUAAUGUCAGAAGAAAGUGACUCUCUGAGAACCAGCCCUUCUGUGGCCUCACUUUCUGAAAAUGAGCUGCCACCACCCCCUGAGCCUCCUGUCUAUGUGUGUUCACUAACGGAAGAACUGGUCGCCAAAGCCAGGGUAGAGCUGCAGGAGAAACCAGAAUGGAGACUUCGAGAUGUUCAGGCCCUCCGUGACAUGGUGCGGAAGGAGUACCCCAACCUGACCACCUCUCUGGAGGACGCCUUCUUGCUCCGCUUCCUCCGGGCCCGAAAGUUUGACUAUGAUCGGGCCCUGCAGCUCCUUAUCAACUACCAUAGCUGCAGGAGGAGCUGGCCUGAGGUCUUCACUAAUCUCAGGCCAUCUGCCUUAAAGGAAGUUCUGGAUUCUGGAUUCCUCACCGUGCUACCCCACACAGACCCCAGGGGCUGCCAUAUCCUCUGUAUCCGCCCAGAUAGAUGGAUACCAAGCCACUAUCCAAUUACUGAAAACAUCCGUGCUAUAUACUUGACAUUAGAAAAGCUCAUCCAGGCUGAAGAAACCCAGGUGAAUGGAAUUGUCAUUCUUGCUGACUACAGAGGAGUAAGCUUAUCAAAAGCAUCUCAUUUUGGCCCUUUUAUCGCCAAAAAGGUGAUUGGCAUCCUUCAGGAUGGUUUCCCCAUUCGGAUAAAAGCAGUCCAUGUAGUGAAUGAACCUCGAAUAUUCAAGGGCAUUUUUGCCAUCAUAAAACCAUUUCUGAAGGAGAAAAUAGCAAACAGAUUCUUCCUCCAUGGGUCGAACUUGAACUCUCUCCAUGCAAACCUUCCCAGAAGCAUUCUCCCCAAAGAGUACGGGGGCACAGCUGGAGAGCUAGACAUUGAUACUUGGAACACGAUACUGCUGGCCUCAGAGGAGGACUUUGUGAGAGAAUUCUGCCAGCCUGUGCCAGCUUGUGAUAGCAUCCUGGCCCAGGCCCUGCUGCCUGAGGGGCUAACCUCAGAUGUACAGUGUGAUGACUCCAUGCGGGCUGUGAAAUCGCAACUAUACUCCUGUUACUAGUUAUUCCUCUGUACCGCCAUCUUUAAAUCCUUUCCUGUUUUCUUGGUAAAGACACAAGGAGAAUUUGAAGUGCAGUGGAGUCAGCCUUGGUCCUUUUAACUAAACCACAGCAUGGAGGGAAAAAUUCUCAAGCUCUACAGGUGAGCCAUAGGAUAGGCCUUUAAACUACAGAAAUUAUUCCAUAAAGACAUGGGAAACAGCCCCAGUGAUUCUUGAACAUUGUAAUCCCAGUUUGGGGUCAUUCACUUGAAAGGCGUUUUGGGUUGCUCUCCAUCCUGAAGAAAAGAUUAGGAUCAAAGUUUCAUCAAGUCCACAUCCCAGGUAAAAGCUUGAUUAGCUUGCACAGUUCUAUGGAACAAUGUGGUUCGGUCUGCAAGGUGGCCACAUGACUCUGGGAGUUUGUCUUCAACUAUAGGUUGGGAAAUGUCAAGUUCUAAGUCCAGAUCCUAAUUGUCAUCACUGAGUUUGAAAAGUAACUUGAUUGAAUCAUAAGAGCAUCAAAGGCAUAAGCAGUAUUUUCUGAUCAAAUCUGGAAGCCAGAGACUUCAGAGAUUUAAUAGAACCAUUCAGUCUGCAAUACUAAAUGUCAAGCCUGUGUACUAAAGAAUUCUGGCUCAAGAAUUAAGGGGCUGAGCUCCAGCCCUAGCUGUGACUGUCAGCAGCAAGUCCCAGGCCUUUUGUGAGCCUCAUAUAUAUAUAUAUAUAUAUAUAUAUUUUUUUUUUUUUGAUAAAACUGUGUCUAGGACGCAUUUGGCUACUGAAGAACUGGGAAUGGGUUAUGGAAUGUUACUGGUUUCCUGCCCCAAAAGAUGACUCUCUAUAUGCUGGUGGUUAGAUACAGUUGUGGUACUCCUGGACCUUUCCAAGGAUGUGCUAGCACUUGGCCCUACGUUUAAAGAAACUAGUAUGCACAUGCCUACAGCUCAGCAAUACUUCUUUCAGAGUGAGAAUUAAAUUUGGGAAGGAUCGGUGAAGUGAGGUGAGAUGACCAGGAUCGUGUAUGAAUACAUCCUAUCCCUGAGAAUAGUGACAGAUGGAAAACCUGGCAACAGGGAAUAGUUAUAUCACUUGGGAUUCUUAAAUUUUGGUCUUUGAAAGGCCAAAUGAUCACCGGGUCAUUUCUGGACCUCUGCUCUCCCAAUCCUUCUUGUGUUUCUAGUGUGGGUAUAGACUAUAAUCUGUGCAGCCAGACUGAAUGUUAGUUCUGUAUGUCAGCACUUUAGGCCCUUCCUGUUAAGAAUGUAGCCUCAGUCCAACCAUCAAAUUAGGUGGUUUAUCUGGUGGUUCUUGACCUAGUUCCAUUCCUAUCCAUUCCAUGUAAAUUGUGGUGUUAAUAAUUGACAAGUUAUGUGUGAACCUUCUCUGGAAUGUAUCGGAUUCACCAGGUAUGGUGGUUAGCUCCGUUGGGAAGAGAAUAGUACUAUGAAGUUCAAGGGAGAAUCUUUGUAUUUAUCAGGGUAGGGUAGGGGAGAUAGCAUAAUGGUUAUGCAAAAGACUUUUCUGCCUGAGGCUCCAAAAGCCCCAGGUUUAAGCCCCUGCACUACCAUCAGCCAGAGCUGAGCAGUGCUCUAGUUAAAUUUCUGACGCUCAAGCUGUUUGUUUUUUUCUCCUGGCCAUUGCCUUUGUGUGACCUUACAGUGGCCGGAACCUCCUCUAGAAAAAUGCCUCAGAGGGUGGAGGAGGUCAGGAGGUAGUGCACCUGGUUAAGUGCGAAGCAGGUCUGCAGUUGUCUUUAUCUCCCCAUCCCUCUCAAUUUCUCUGUCCUAUCCAAUAAAGUGAAAAAAUGGCCUCCAGGAGCAGUGGAUUCAUAGUGCUGUCACCAAAAAAAAAAAAAAAAAGGAAAAA
Molecule: messenger RNA, 3010 nt
Organism: Erinaceus europaeus (western European hedgehog)
Lineage: Eukaryota; Metazoa; Chordata; Mammalia; Eulipotyphla; Erinaceidae
Gene: TTPAL
Product: alpha tocopherol transfer protein like
Exons: 5
Coding region: 137-1165 (342 amino acids)
Cellular component (GO): membrane
Molecular function (GO): phosphatidylinositol bisphosphate binding
Source: RefSeq, a predicted model, not a curated record